AUGAGCAGGGCGCGGGCGGACGAGGAGGAGUACUGGCACAGCUCCAAGUUCCGGGCCUUCACCUUCGACGAUGAGGAUGACGAGCUGUCCCAGCUGAAGGAAUCUAAGCGGGCGGUGAACAGCCUUCGGGACAUCGUUGAUGAUGACGAUGACGAUCUGGAGAAGGUCAGCUGGAGCGGGGAGCCCGUGGGAAGCAUCUCCUGGUCAAUCAAAGAGACAGCCUCCAGCAGCUCCCUGGAGGGCCGAGACACUGGUCUACAGAAGGGCUCUUCCUCCUAUGCUGCUCUUCCUAAGCAGGUUUCCUCCUAUUCCCUGAGCAGCUUGUUUAAAGGACGAAACAGACUUCCAAGUUUGCCGUCCCUUUCAGACGCCUUCACAGACACAGGAGUUAAAAACUAUGCCCCAGAACUGCGCAGACCAAAAGCUGAGUACAAGGAUUACAGCAAUGACUGGAGCCCCAGAGAUACAGUCCGGCGAAUGCAGAGGGGCAAGGUCUGUUCUCUAGAGAGGUUUCGCUCCCUGCAGGACAAGCUGGUGCUCUUGGAUGAAGCUGUGGCGGGACAUGAUGGAAAUGUCAUCACAGCUGUCCUGAUAUUUCUGAAACGGACACUAAGGAGAGAGGUCUUGUUUCGAGAGCUGGAGGUGCGGCAGGUGGCCUUGUGUCAUCUCAUCCAUUUCCUCAAAGAAACGGGUGAGCAGAAGCUGCUUCUGGAUCUGCUCAGGUUCCUAGACAGGACUGAGGAAGUUGCUCUCUCACAGUACCGGGAGCAUUUGAACAUCCAGGAUGUAGAAAAGAAGAGAGAAUUUCUGAAGGGCUGCAUUGGGCUGCCAUUUUCAGCUGAGGAUAUGUCCCACAUCCAAGACCAUUAUACCCUGCUGGAGAGACAGAUAAUCAUUGAGGCCAAUGAUCAACACUUGGCAAUGGCUGGGCAGUCAGAGAUAUUUCGGAAAUACCCUCGCAAGGCCUCAAUUCUCAACAUGCCACUAGUGACCACUCUCUUCUAUUCCUGCUUUUACCACUACACAGAGGCUGAGGGAACGUUCAGCAGCCCAAGCAAUCUGAAGAAGACAUUUAAGAUUCCUGAUAAGCAGUAUGUGCUGACUGCCCUGGCUGCCCGUGCCAAGCUACGAGCCUGGGAGGAUGUGGAUGCACUCUUAACUACCAAGAACUGGCUGGGCUACACCAAGAAGAAGGCACCUAUUGGCUUCCACCGGGUGGUAGAGAUCUUGCAGAGGAACAGUGCACCUGUCCAGGUGCUCCAGGAAUAUGUGCGCUUAGUAGAGGAUGUGGAAACACGGUUGAACCUUGCCACCAAAUACAAGUGCCAUGAUGUUGUGAUUGAUACGUACAGGGAUCUAAAGGAUCGCAUCCAGCUGAUGGCAUAUAAAUGCAAGGUGGAGCGGGGCUCUGCAGAAGAAGAGAAGAUAAACAGCCUACUCAGUAACAUGCAAAUCCGGUGGAAGAACUGAGCACCAGCGAAGUAACCUGCUUGGACGUUGCCUUGCCAGUACAAAAGGAAACUGUAAAAGCUGGUCCAGCACCAACAGAGCAGCUCUGUUACUAAUCAUUGCAUGAUCAGUGUUUGUCAGUGACACUGGGUGCUCGUGGGACAGAGGCAUUCAAGCAGGUCGAAGACAACUGCUCUGAUGCAGCCAGUGAAACCAUGGUACUGAUCCACAAGUGUUGAUUCUUUUUGGAAUCUGAUUCUCUUUGACUUGGUGUAGGACAGUCAUGGCUUUUGUUUACAGAGGGAAGUUGCUGGACCAGGCAAAAUUGUGUUUGCUUAUUGUGGUGUCUGGGCUCUUUCUAGCAAGAGGAACAGGUCAGUCAUUCGUGGGUCUCCAGUAGACAAUGCUGACCGACCAGUCCCUGUAACAUUCAGGCUGGCUUGGGCAUCACCAGUCAUGGCUGUGGAGAACAAGGCCUACUGGACUGUGUUCUUCCCACAUCAGAGUGUGAAGGGGGAAAGGGUCAGCUGCACUUUGAAGUCUUUCUUGGUUUGUUGUGGCUCACACCAGGAAAGAGGUUUUAUGAACUCCUGCAGAGAGCCAGGGCAGCAGCCUCUGCCUGUAUCCCUAUGCUGGCACUUGGCAGCUCUCGGCAGGUCCCUUCAUCAGGAAAAGAGUGGGCACGAUGUGUGGAGCUGGUCAGAGCUGUGCUACAUUGGAUGGAGAGCAAGAAGGGGACCACUCACUUAGCACGAACCUGAUGAUCCCAGGAAGGAUUGAAUUGCACUUUCUCAGAAACACAAUUCCUCAGGCAACUGCUGGUUUCAUCCUUCCAGACCUCUCUUCAGUUCCUUAAAUAAAGCUGUCUCUUUCUCCUCAGGCUGUUUAUUUCCUUUCCACAUUAUGCACUUUGCUGCUCUGUGCUGAUCCUUAGCAAUUUAUCACACCUCCCUCAAAGUGAGUAUGCAGGGUGUUUUCUCAUAUCCUGAAAUAUCACUGUGAAGAAGCCUUGCUUGCAGCAGUACUUCAUUUCAUACUUUCCAUGCUGUCAGUACAGAUUAACUCAUUUCUGUGUUUCAAGACCAUUUGCUGCCUUGAAGGUUCUCGUACAGAGCUGAAGGCUGCGUACAGCCAUGUACAAGUCUGAGGGCAAAUUUGGGCUCCAGCAUCCCUGCUGCACUGUGCACUGUGCAGUCUCAGUUUCUGUGAUCACUCUUGUUAGUUUUUUUUUCCUGUUUUGUUAUUGUUGGUUUUGGUUUGUUUGUUUUGUUUUGUUUUCCCCGCAGAAUCAUAAGCAUGUUUAGGUUGGAAGGGAUUUCAUGAUCAUCUUGUCCCUUUCCCCUGCUCAGGUAUGGUCAGCUGAAGCAGGUGGACCAGGACUGUCCAGAUAGGUUUUCAGUGUCUCACAUUUGGAGAUACUGGCUCCUCAGCCUAAUUAAUUCUGUUCCUGUAUUUGACCAUCCUCACUGUUAAAACAAUAAAUUAAAAAGUUUUGUGCUUGUA
Centrocercus urophasianus (Greater sage-grouse) is the source of this 2952-nucleotide messenger RNA. It is a transcript of the gene VIPAS39, whose product is annotated as VPS33B interacting protein, apical-basolateral polarity regulator, spe-39 homolog. Gene Ontology annotation, biological process: intracellular protein transport; vacuolar transport. The record is from RefSeq and is a predicted model, not a curated record. Gene Ontology annotation, cellular component: cytoplasm. The transcript is spliced from 19 exons. NCBI's taxonomy places the organism in Eukaryota, Metazoa, Chordata, Aves, Galliformes, Phasianidae. Bases 1 to 1470 code for a protein of 489 amino acids.